Messenger RNA from Toxorhynchites rutilus septentrionalis, 1301 nucleotides. RefSeq lists its product as uncharacterized. Gene Ontology annotation, biological process: autophagy of mitochondrion; positive regulation of autophagy of mitochondrion. Lineage: Eukaryota; Metazoa; Arthropoda; Insecta; Diptera; Culicidae. The record is from RefSeq and is a predicted model, not a curated record. The transcript is spliced from 2 exons. Bases 393 to 1214 code for a protein of 273 amino acids. Gene Ontology annotation, molecular function: protein kinase binding.
UGUUCGUGACUGCGGCUUUUAUGCAUCAUCGUUUUUCUCUGCUCGUGUAAAAUUGUUUUAUCUUAUCAAAUCGUUCACCGAAGGUCCUAGCGAAAAUAGAAGUUAGUUCAUGAACACGUAUGUCGUAAUAGGAAAUCAUGCCCGUUCUCUGGGUAUCCGCCUCGGUCGAACGGGAUCGUGAUGCAUUUGUCGCUGGAUAGCUUUGUUUUCGUUUGUUGUGUUUAUUAUUAGUCGUGAAAUGGUUUCGAAAUUCGAAUGAACAUAAGUCCAUUGCUUCGGAUUGGAUAUGUGACGAUUAUUUUUCUGUUUUUUAAGUUCGGAAAGUGACUAUUUGAAGCCGCCCUGCGUCUAGACUAUCGACCUAUUAUUAUACUUCGAAUAUAACCGGUAGAAUGGAACCGACUUUAUCUGGGCGGGAUUCGUCCGAAGUUGGUAACACGUCGGCUGCUUUGUACGUGACUCACAACCUUGAGACCGUAGCGGAAGAGUGUGAAGAUGACAAAAAAGCAAACAACGAUUUGAAACUGGGAGUUCUCGUGGAAGACAGUACAAAAUCUCAACUAUCGAAGUAUUUGGCCAGAUUACUACAACACUUCACACAACGCUAUCAACAUGAAGUCGAGAUCAGCUCAUUUGACUUACUGUUUAUGGUAAUUUAUUGCUUGGCACUCGAAACCGGUUUCAUCCCAGAAGGACACGUGCUGGAGGAUGCGCAAGGCGUUUUACGACCUGGCUUCGAUCGCCGUUUGAUGCACAUAUUCUCAGCAAUAGUUCCUUCUAAUUUAUAUGACCGUGUCAAUCGAAGCUAUAGAUUGGAUGUGUAUUUACCGGGAAUAGAAGAUAACUGUGCGCUCGUUGGAAUCAAGAGUGGGGACUUCCUAUGCCUCACGUUUACGAUCUUGCAACGGUCGGAUAUGCUCAGUCAAAGCAUACUUUUACCGGUGUCUCGAUAUAUACCAAUAAUUAACUUCCAAAAACUGAAUAUCUCCUGCCAAAAUCUCAAAGAUCUCUCAUGCAGAGUGAAAAACAAUAUCUUCAUCCCAAUACGCGAUGCUCUUUGCCAAGCCUCGAGCCCAUCGCUGUAUCCCUCUCUCAUUGAACUGCCGGACGAAGUUUUAGUUAUAUUACUGGUAAAAUAUCUCGAUAGAAGGUCAAUUAUGCGUCUUGGGGCUAGCUGUUCUAGACUUAAAAUGCUUACAGAUAUCUGUCGUUAGUGGUAAUUAAGGAGUGGUACCAUGAUAUAAAAAAUAAAUGUUAUUUCAAGGAUUUCAUAGUUAAUUUUUUUAGCACAGAACGAAAAG